Molecule: messenger RNA, 5667 nt
Organism: Cutaneotrichosporon cavernicola
Lineage: Eukaryota; Fungi; Basidiomycota; Tremellomycetes; Trichosporonales; Trichosporonaceae
Gene: NUP116
Exons: 3
Coding region: 1-5667 (1888 amino acids)
Biological process (GO): RNA export from nucleus; protein import into nucleus; post-transcriptional tethering of RNA polymerase II gene DNA at nuclear periphery
Cellular component (GO): nuclear pore cytoplasmic filaments; nuclear pore
Molecular function (GO): structural constituent of nuclear pore; RNA binding
Source: RefSeq, a predicted model, not a curated record
AUGUUUGGUAACUCGACUUGGCCGAACAACCAACAGCAGCAGCAGCAGCAGAACCCAAGCGGCGGCCUGUUCGGCGGCGGUGGCUCAACAUUUGGCCAGCAGCAGAAUACCGGGUUUGGUCAGAACACCAACACGGGCGGCUUUGGCCAGCAGCAGCAGCAGCAGCAACCGCAGAACACAGGCGGUGGCCUCUUUGGUGCCAACACUAACACUGGUGGCGGCUUUGGCUCGAGUGGCUUUGGCGCUGCCAACACUGCUACCAACACGUUCGGAGCGCGGCCCUCGUUUGGCGCGACGGGUUCGUCAACGUUCGGCGGCACGGCCAACACAAGCGGUGGCUUAUUUGGUUCGAACACGAACACGACCAACGCGUUCGGCGCCACCAACGCAGCCUCGUCGGGCGGCCUGUUUGGCUCGCGGCCCUCGGGCUUUGGUGGCGCGACGUCGACAUUUGGCGGUGGCUCCACAGGAGGCUUCAACGCCGGCAACACACAGGCGCCCCAGCCUAGCAACCAAGUGCACCUUUGGAACAACCAGCCUCCCCCCCCCAUACCGCAGACUGGCACGGCAGCACCUCCAUACCAGCCAACAUGGCAGCGCGAUCCCCCGCAGAGCUUGGGGAAGGAGAACCCUGCGAACCUCUUCCACAUGAUCACCGCCAUGGAGCCAUACCGUGGAGGCAGCUUUGAGGAGCUGCGCAUGCUCGACUACCAGCAGCGUCGCAAGGAGCCUACCGCGCAGCCGCAGCCUGCAACUACCGGCUUUGGCCAGACGGGAGGGUUCGGCUCGUCGUCAAGUGGCUUCGGCCAGCCUGCUGCCUCGACCUCGACGUUUGGCGCUCCCAAGCCUGGUGGCCUGUUUGGCAGCACCCCCAACACGGCCAGCGGCUUCGGAGCCUCCUCUGGAGGCUUCGGAACGCAGACCAACACUGGUGGCGGUCUGUUCGGCCAGACCAACACGACGAACACUGGCUUUGGCGCGCAGAACACCAACACGGGUGGUGGGCUGUUUGGUCAGAACAACCCGCAGCAGCAGCAGAACACUAGCGGCGGCCUCUUCGGCAACUCCAACCCCUUUGGUCAGAACACUCAGCAGCAGCAGAACACUGGCCUCGGAGGCUUUGGGGCUGCUGCCAACAAGCCCGCGUUCGGGGCGACUACUACCGGGUUCGGGGCCAACCCAGGAACGAGCACAUUCGGCCAGACCAACACGGCUGGCACUACCGGUUUUGGCGGCUUCGGGCAGCAGCAGAAUCAACAACAAACACAGAACACUGGUGGCGGGUUGUUUGGUAGUGGCUCUGGCGGGUUUGGCCAGACAAACCCCCAACCCAACACUGGCGGCGGCCUCUUCGGCCAGGCCAACACACAGCAACCGCAGACUGGCGGGCUGUUUGGCAACACUGCUGCACCCAAGCCGGGCGGCCUCUUCGGGUCCACUACCGCGGCCGGGACGACGAGCGGCUUUGGCGGGUUUGGUCAGACCAACACCAACACUGCGCAGCCAGCGACGAGCUUGUUUGGCCAGACUAACGCCACCACUGCUCCCACCGGUGGCGGCUUGUUCGGCCAGCAGCAGGCGCAGCCCGCGGCGACGGGUGGUGGUCUGUUUGGCAACACCAAUACCGCCACCACCGGCGGCGGCCUCUUCGGCGCCAAACCCCCUACCACCAUGGGUGGUGGUCUGUUCGGUUCGAACGCCGCACAGCCUGCAGCGACCGCCACGACGGGCUUCGGUGGGGUUGGACAGCCGGCUGCCGCUACCGCCCCAACUGGUGGCGGUCUGUUCGGCGCGAACACGGCUGCAGCUGCCCCGAAGCCAAGCUUGUUCGGUGGUGGCGGGGGUCUCUUCGGACAGCAGCAACAGGCCCAGCAGCCGGCUGCGGCCACAGGCGGCGGUCUCUUCGGCAGCCUGGGCCAGUCUACGACAGCGGCUCAGCCCACCACCAGCCUGUUCGGCGGCGCAACCCAGCCUGCUAUGCAGCAGUCGACUCUCGGGCAAUCUGGUGGCCUGUUCGGUUCCACCCUCGGCCAGUCGACCCUCAACAUUCAGCAGCAGCAGCAGCCGUCGCUCACCGCGUCGGUCGACCAGAACCCAUACGGACGCAAUGACUUGUUCCAGUACUCGGGCCAGAAGCUUGAGCUCGGCAGCACCAACAAGAAGCCCGCUCUGCCGCCCCUCACAGCAUCGUCCUACCGCCCGUCCCCAAACAAGGGCAGCCGCCUGACCAGGCUGAGGGGCUUCGCCACCUCGUCGGUCAACGGCUCGAUGAUCUCCCCGAGGGCAUCAAGCCCCGCUCCUAACUCGCCUCGCACCUCGCUCGUGGGCUCGCCUGUUGCGACUGACCGCUACAUGGGCCUCACCGACGCGGCCCUCUCCCCCAACGCCUUCAUCCCGCGCCCCAACGUCAAGAAGAUCACGGUCGCGCCUCCGCGCACGCUGAACGGCGGCGAUGACCCGCUCGAGUCGGUCCUUGGCAAGUCUGCGUUAAGAAGCUCGGCGAACGGCUCGGCUCCAUCCACGCCUGACCUCUCUGCGCGCAGCCCCGCCCUCCCGGCCUCCAGUUUGCGCCAGGCGAUCGACGACACACCCACUCGUCGCCCUGCGCAGAUCCAGCCGUCGACCAUGACUGUCGCUGCCUCUGAGCGCCCUCUCAAGAGCGGCGACUACUGGUGCCGGCCCAAGCUUGAGAAGCUCAAGGCCAUGAGCCACGACCAGCUCAGCAGCCUGUCGGACUUCACUGUCGGCCGCAAGGGCUUUGGCGAGGUCACUUUCCUCAGGCCUGUCGACCUCACGUCGGUCUCGUCUCUCAACGACCUCCUCGGCGGAAUCAUUGUCGUCGAGUCGCUCGAGCUUACUGUCUACCCCGACGAGACUGUCAAGCCUCCUCGCGGUAAGGGGAUGAACGUCCCUGCCGAAAUCUCACUCGAGAACGUCUGGGCCCGCGACAAGGCCACUCGCCAGCCCAUCACCGACCCCAGCGACCCCCGCUACAAGCGCCAGCUUAAGCGCAUCCAGGCCGUCCCCGAGACUGAGUUCCGGAGCUUCAACAACGACGGCGUGUGGACCUUCCGCGUUGAGCACUUUAGCCGCUACGGCCUCGACGCCAGCGACGAUGACGAGGACGAGGACGAGGGCCUCCACUCACCCACUCCCAACAAGUCCAGGUCACCCGAGGAGAUGUCCCCCUCGAUCUACUCGGACGAGGACGAAGGCUUUUUUCCUCCUACCAAGAGCCUCUACGACGCCGACGUCAUGUCAGACGAGCAUGACAGCGGUUUAGACGAGACGUCUGAGAUGUCGUACGAGGACGAGGACGAGGACAUGGAGGGUUCGCCCGACUUCAGCGACGACUACGACGACGAGCUUGACGCCUACCGCGCUAUCAAGAGCAAGCUCGGUGCGCACGGCAUGCAGCGCAUGCGCGAGAUGCAGUCUGCGUUCUUUGGCGCGCAGGAGACCAAGAGCAAGCGCCCAACACUCGCGGAGCAAAAGGCCAACGAGAUCCGCCAGGCGCUCGAGCGCAAGCGUGCUGAGGCGGGUUUUGAUGAUGCCGAGGAGGGUGUAGCGAGGCUUGACGACCGGGCCGUCAAGCGCGCCUCCUUCGGCGAGUCUUCCCGCCCGCCCCAGUUGCGCCAGCCGCGCAAGUACGCAAAGGUCCCGCUGGACCAGAGCUUUGUCGCUGGCAAUGAGGGAGUGCGUCCUGACGCCGGCUUGAUGCUGGGCCGCUCGUUCAGAUGCUCCUGGGGUCCCAACGGCGAGCUUGUCCACAUGGGCAAGAUUUGCUCCCCGUCGACCAAGUUCGAGUCCUCUCCUGACGCUGUUGUCUACGUACAACAGGUAGACCUCUUAGCCGAGCGGCAGGCCGCUGAGCAGGCUCGCGCGGACCGUCUCUUGACACUUCUUCUUGAAUACACCGAGGUCGACGUGAAUGACGACAACGUCCCUGUGGCGAUUACCAACACUGCGAUCCGCUUCCGCGACUUUGCCAAGCUGUUUGACGGCGGGGACCGCUCUCACGAGGCCAACCUGUGGCGCUUGGGGCAAGCGCUCUUUGACGAGAUGGACCUGAAGCUUCCUCCAAGCACGCCGGUGGAUGUGAGCAACCGUGUCGCCGAGAUGCGCCGCAAGCUCGCCCUUUCCAAAUGGCUCGAGGACGCCGUCGCGCCUGCCAUGGACGCCGACCUCGCCGAGGCCGGCGACGACAGACCCGCCAAGGUGUUUGCGUUGCUCACAGGCAACCGCACCGACCGCGCCAUGCAGUCGGCAUUAGACGGCAACGACCUGCGUCUUGCGACGCUCGUGUCUCAAGCCGGCAGUUCUGACGAGUUACGGGCCGAGGUUCGGCGCCAGCUCGAAGACUGGACCAAGUACAAAAGCAACUCGCUCAUCGGGUACGGGUACCGCAAGAUCUACGCGUUGCUCGCUGGUAUCCCGGACGUUUCGGCAGGCAACCCCGAGCGCGGUGCCGACCACGCACCAGACGUGAUCGUCAACGAGAACCUUGACUGGAAGCGUGCCUUCGGCUUGUACCUGUGGCACGGCUGCCCGUUCGAGCUGGGCGUCGCCGACGUGCUAGAGCACUACACUGAGGCGCUGUCGUCGACGCACCCUCCGUCGAAGCCUCCUCCACCAUACCUCGAGCAGCCAGACGCCAACAACCGCUGGGAGAUGCCGACCGAGCCGACGGAUGUGCUCUUCAACCUCAUCAGGAUGUACGCCGACCGCACCCUCGCCCUGGAGGAUGUUGUCACGUCGCGCGACUGCGGCCCGAGCCCAACCGACGUCCGCCUCCCGUGGCACAUCUCAUUCCUCCUCUCGCAGGCUCUGCAGAGGCGCGACUUUGCGGACCGCGAGGAGGCCGACGAGUCGGGCACGCGGUACAGUGCGACAGCAAACCGCAUGACUGAGUCGUACGCCGCGCAGCUCGAGGAGGAGGGCCAAUGGACAUGGGCCGCGUACGUCCUCCUCCACCUCGCGUACUCGGAGAGCCGCUGUAUUGCGCUUAAGGCGCUUCUCUUCCGCCACCCAGAGGCCACAGCCGCCGAGCAGAUGUUCCUCGUCGACAAGCUCCGCAUCCCGCGCGAGUGGCUGCACGAGGCACGUGCCGCGCACCUCGCAGCGGAGGGGAACGCCUACGGCGAGUACAAGGACCUGAUCCCCGCUGGGUUGGCCGACCGUGCCCAGCGCACGCUCGUGACCAAGCUCGCACCUGAAGCUGUUCUGCGUGACGACCCAGCCCUCCUGCGCCGUCUGUGCAAGGAGCUCGAGCCGCUCCAGGCCGAAGGCUGGGAAUAUGGCGGCAAGUUGUUCCUCGACUACCUCGACAUCCGAGCGCGCGUCAAACCACUGCUCGCCGCGACCCGACGGGCCGGCGCCCACCCCGACCCACGCGACGCGUCCGAGCUGCAGGAUCUCGCGGAAUCCAUCCCCCGCGUCCUGCAACUGGUCCCCUCGCUGUUCCCCGACCGCAGCGACGUGCAGCAAGUCGCGAGCCUAACCGACAUGCUCAGCACUCUGCAAGCACUCGCAAGCGACCUCCACUCCGCGGGAUACAUGCCCCGUCCACCCGUCUCGGACUUGCUGCUCGACAAGGACCGCCUGCACCUGUUGCAGGAGAGCGCAACCGAGAGCUUUGACAAGAGCCUUGAGGCUCUUGUUGCGUAA